AUGGAAUUUGCUCUCAAAUUUGAACCUGCUAUGGAAGUCUUUACUGAAUUAGUUUUCCAAAAAACCGAAAGCCAAGUUAGUUAUCUCAAAACUCAAUUACGGGAUAUCCAAAGCCAACUCUCUCACCAAGAAAGAAUAUUCGCUCGCAUAGAAAUCCGUCGUCAAGGAACUUUUAAUAAGUCUGAUUAUUUACAGCAAUUUUUCUGUGGUUCUUGUCAGCACUACCUUACGGAGCAGGAUAUUACCACCGGCAAUUAUCGCCUUUAUGUUAGCGACUACGCUAAUGAGCCGUAG
Messenger RNA from Funneliformis geosporum, 294 nucleotides. NCBI's taxonomy places the organism in Eukaryota, Fungi, Glomeromycota, Glomeromycetes, Glomerales, Glomeraceae. The record is from the annotation of a GenBank genome assembly.